Marmota monax (woodchuck) is the source of this 945-nucleotide messenger RNA. RefSeq names its product olfactory receptor 5I1. Gene Ontology annotation, cellular component: membrane. The record is from RefSeq and is a predicted model, not a curated record. Gene Ontology annotation, biological process: sensory perception of smell; G protein-coupled receptor signaling pathway. Gene Ontology annotation, molecular function: olfactory receptor activity; odorant binding; G protein-coupled receptor activity. Bases 1 to 945 code for a protein of 314 amino acids. The transcript has a single exon. Lineage: Eukaryota; Metazoa; Chordata; Mammalia; Rodentia; Sciuridae.
AUGGAAUUUACAGAGGGAAACUACACCUUGGUCACUGAAUUCAUUCUCCUGGGUUUUCCUACUCGCCCUGAACUGCAGAUUGUCCUAUUCCUCCUAUUUCUCGUAUUGUAUGGUAUGAUCUUAACAGGGAACAUUGGAUUGAUGCUGUUAAUCAGGACAGAUCCACAACUUCAAACCCCCAUGUAUUUCUUCCUCAGCAACCUGUCCUUUGUUGACCUUUGCUAUUCCUCAGUCAUUGUGCCCAAAAUGCUGAUCAAUUUCCUCUCAGUAAACAAAUCUAUUUCCUACUAUGGGUGUGCCCUGAAGUUUUAUUUCUUCUGCACUUUUGCAGAUACUGAAUCCUUUAUCUUGGCUGCCAUGGCAUAUGACCGCUAUGUGGCCAUCUGCAACCCUUUACUGUACACAGUUGUGAUGUCACGGGGCAUCUGUAUCAGGCUGAUUGUCUUGUCCUACAUUGGAGGCAACCUGAGCUCUCUGGUUCACACAUCCUUUGCCUUUAUUCUGAACUACUGUGACAAAAAUGUCAUGAACCACUUUUUCUGUGACCUCCCUCCCCUCCUUAAGCUCUCCUGCACAGACACAUCACUUAAUGAGUGGCUCCUCUCCACAUAUGGCAGCUCAGUGGAAAUUAUCUGCUUCAUCAUCAUCAUCACCUCCUACUAUUUCAUCCUUCUUUCAGUCUUAAAGAUCUGCUCUGCUGGUGGGAGGAAGAAAACCUUCUCUACCUGUGCCUCUCACCUGACUUCUGUGGUCAUCUACCAGGGGACUCUUCUCUUCAUUUACUUCCGUCCCAGGUCUGUGUAUGCUCCCAACACUGAUAAAAUUAUCUUGGUGUUCUACACCAUUAUCAUCCCAAUGCUGAACCCAUUGAUUUACAGUUUCAGAAAUAAAGAUGUAAAACAUGCAGAGAAGAAAGCUCUACAAUCAAAGGUAAAUUCUUCAUGA